This is a messenger RNA of Oryctolagus cuniculus (rabbit), 3460 nucleotides long. RefSeq names its product centromere protein T (gene CENPT). Gene Ontology annotation, biological process: kinetochore assembly; mitotic cell cycle; chromosome segregation. Gene Ontology annotation, molecular function: DNA binding; protein heterodimerization activity. Lineage: Eukaryota; Metazoa; Chordata; Mammalia; Lagomorpha; Leporidae. The record is from RefSeq and is a predicted model, not a curated record. Gene Ontology annotation, cellular component: kinetochore.
UGGUUUACUCCCCAAGUGGCCACAACGGCUAGGGCUGGGCCAGGCCAAAGCCAGGAGCCAGGAGCUUUCCUUUGGGUCUCCCAUGUGGGUGCAGGGACCCAAACACUUGGACCAUCUUUCACUGUUCUUCCAGGUGCAUUACUAGGGAGCUGGAUCAGAAGUGGAGCAGCCAGGAAUUGAUCAGGUGCCCAUAUGGGAUGCUGGCACUGCAGACGGCGGCUUAACCUGCUUUAAACCAUUAAUUACUAUGAAGCUUAAUCAACUAUAUGAGCACACAGAAUAAGUGCACAGACUUAAGCUCCUGUUUCGAACUUUUUUGAAAGAUGUUGGUGUUUUCUUUCUAUUAUCCAGUUCAAGCUUUACUAAUAAACAAAUAUUGCAUUUAGGUAGUUGAUAGUUAUCAUCAAAAUGUGUCUGUAAAGGACUGGCAAACUCAGAUAACAGGGAAAUCAGAUCUAAAUGAUAAGAAAUAUUGGUUAUGCUUUUCUUCUGCAACUCUCUUUGAGAAGCAAAAAUCUAUUUUUCUUUGCUCCAUUUUUUAAAAAUUAUUUAUUUAUUUAUAAUAAAGACAGACAAUGAACCAUCCACCAGUUCACUCUGUAAAUGGCUGCAACACCAGGUCUGGGCCAAGCUGAAGCGAGGACCCAGAAACUCAAUCAUGACCACUCACAGGGGUGGCAGGGGCCCAAGUACUUGGGUCAUCUUCCACUGCUUGCUCAGGCACAUUCCAGGGAGCUGGAUGGGAAGUGAAGCAGCCAGACUCCGGCCUCUGCCACCACACCGGCCCUCUUUGCUUCUCCAUUUUCUAACAAGCACAUACAUGUUCAUGCCUGUGUGGGGUAUCAGGUACCUAACACUCAAUCUGGGAGCAGGACUAUCAACUGGUGGAAAAUAUGGUAAGCACUUCCAGCAUUAACAGAACUUUUAUAACUGGGAUUCAUUCCACAGCGGCCUUGUUUAGAGAUACCAACAUUUGUUCCGGAUCACAAAUGACUCAGUAACUAAACCUGGAGCCUAUAAACCUAGUCUCUUCUGAUAGAUUCAGACCCUAGACCCUACAGAGCUCUUACUUAUGCAAAGCUGACCAGGUCACCCAUAGCACAAAGUUCUUUUCCCAGGCUCAAGUGUCUCCCCUUUCUGGGAGAGGGAGAUGGGACUGAGUGGUGUUUUUUUGUUUGUUUGUUUUUUGACAGGCAGAGUGGACAGUGAGAGAGAGAGAGAGAGACAGAGAGAAAGGUCUUCCUUUGCCGUUGGUUCACCCUCCAAUGGCAGCGGCGGCUGUUGCACCGUGCUGAUCUGAUGGCAGGAGCCAGGUACUUAUCCUGGUCUCCCUUGGGGUACAGGUCCCAAGCACUUGGGCCAUCCUCCACUGCACUCCCUGGCCACAGCAGAGAACUGGCCUGGAAGAGGGGCAAGCGGGACAGAAUCCGGCGCCCCAACUGGGACUAGAACCUGGUGUGCCGGCGCCGCAGGCGGAGGAUUAGCCUAUUGAGCCGGCAGAGUGGUAUUCUAAUAGUGACGGCUGUUUAUUGAUUCUCUCUUUCCCAGUAUCAGACCAGCAUGAAGCAUUGAUUCAUGAAAUCAUUACACGUUCCUUAUUAGGUGUGUAUCAUCUUCAAUGUACAGACGAGAAAACCAAGACUUGGAUCGGUUGCAUCCACUUGCCCAGGCUCACUCCACGUAGGGAUCCUCAUGAGGCCAGGGUUCCAGAUCACCACGCAACACGCAGCGUGCCGCGGUAGGGCGAGAACUACAAUUCCCGUGGGCCUGUGCAGCAGUAUCGCGAGACUUCCCUUAAAUAGGGUGGCGGGAACGCUGCGGCUGCGGCUGUGGGGGCGGUUGAGACGCUGGGCGGCUGAAGCCAUGGCUGACGGCUACAGUCCCAACAGCGAGCCUACGACGCGCACGCUGCUACGGCGCGUGUUGGAUACAGCGGACUCGCGCUCCCCGCGGCGACCCCGGAGUAUUCGAGCUGGGACCCAGAGAACCCUGCUUGAAACGCCUUCACCCAGGAGGCGGAGCAGCCAAAGAAAGUCGACUGCCAGACGACACUCCCAUGGGACCAGGUCUGUCAGCCGACUGGCCCACACCCAGGCCAGUAGACACCUGGACGAACAGACACCCCGGACUCUGCUGAAGAACAUCCUACUUACAGCCCCAGAAUCUUCUGUCCUUGUGCCAAAGUCAGUGGUGAAGCCCGCACCAGCGCCGCCGGUGGUCCAGCCCCCUAGACGGGAAAGCAGUCGGGGCAGCCUGGAGCUGCAACUUCCUGAACUUGAGCCCACCACGAGCCUGGCGCCAGGCCUGUUGGCCCGUGGCAGGAGGAAGCAGAGGCUGAGGCUGUCAGUGUUUCAGCAAGAAGUGGACCAAGGGCUGCCUCUCUCCCAAGAGCCUCCUGAGACUGCCGGCGCCUCCUCCCUCACCAGCUCUCUCAACCUGACCUUUGCCACCCCUGUUCAGCCACAGUCUGUGAAGAGGCCUGGUUUGGCCCGUAGACCCCCCACCCGCCGAGCUGUGGACGUGGGUGUCCUUUUGCAAGAUCUGCGAGAUACUUCUUUGGCUCCUUCAGGUAAUAGCCUCAGAACCCCUGUGGCUACUGUGCCAACGGACACUGUGUUGGAGGACACCCAGCCCUUCUCCCAGCCCUUGGUUGGCCGUUCCCCUAGUGUGCAUCACUCCCUGCCCCAUCCCUCUCACAAUGAGACUGAAGAUACAGAGAAGGCUGUGGACCACUGGACACAGAGCAGUCAGCCUGGGCUGCAAAAUGACAAGGUGACAGAAUCAAUGGGAUCCCAGGGCGCCGUGGAGGCUGAGGAGUCGGAUGUAUCUUCAGGAGAUGAGGACCCCUCUGGCAGGGCAGCAAGUCCAGCAAUGGCCUCCAGGACCCCCAGCUUUCUCCAGGCUGAACAGCCGCCUCCAUUCCUUGAGCCAACCCCGCGGCCUGGUGCUGCAGUUGUGUCUUCAGAGCCUGUGUUGGCCAGGCGUCCCCCCAGGCCCCGAGCUGCUGGCCCCAGGCCCCGUCAGGAUCCACAUAAGACUGGACUGAACCACUAUGCAAAACUCUUUAGCUUCUAUGCUAAGAUGCCCAUGGAGAAGGCAGCUCUUGAGGUGGUGGAGAAAUGUCUAGACAAGUAUUUCCAGCAUCUCUGCAAUGACCUGGAGGUAUUUGCUGCCCAUGCUGGCCGCAAGACUGUGAGGCCGGAGGAUCUGGAACUGCUGAUGCGGCGGCAGGGCCUGGUCACUGACCAAGUCUCACUGCACGUCCUUGUGGAGCGGCAUCUGCCCCUGGAAUACCGGCAGCUGCUCAUCCCCUGUGCAUUCAGUGGCAAUUCCGUCUUCCCUGCCCAGUAGUGGCCAGGCCACAACACUUGCCCUGUCUGCAUCUGGGGUCCCUUGGCCUGUAUACUCUUCCAGGUCUCCUCCUUGCCUCCUAACAUCAAUAAAGUAAAGUAUCAUGGAA